CGGGACCUCAUCAACCAUGCUGAGGUGUUCUCCGACAUCUACAAGAUCAGGCAGGUCACCAAAGGGCUGUGUCUGGAGGUGGAGGGGAAGAUGGUCAGUAGGACAGAGUGUAACAUUGAUGACUCGCUCACUGGUGGAAAUGCCUCCUCUGCUGAAGGGCCUGAGGAGGAAGGUACAGAAAGCGCAGAAAUCACUGAUGUCGAUAUUGUCAUGAACUAUCACUUGCAGGAGACCAGUUACACAAAAGAAGCUUACAAGAAGUACAUCAAAGAUUACAUGAAGUCAAUCAAAGGGAAACUUGAAGAACAGAGACCAGAAACAGUAAAAUGUGUUAUGACAGGGGCUGCAGAACAAAUCAAGUACAUACUUGCUAAUUUCAACAACUGUCAGCCUCUUAUUGGUGAAAACAUGAAUCCAGAUGGCAUGGUUGUUCUGCUAGACUACCGUGAGCAUGGUGUGAGCCCAUAUAUGAUUUUCUUUAAGGGUGGUUUGGAAAUGGAAAAAUGUUAA
Messenger RNA from Globicephala melas (long-finned pilot whale), 510 nucleotides. Its product is annotated as translationally-controlled tumor protein-like. NCBI's taxonomy places the organism in Eukaryota, Metazoa, Chordata, Mammalia, Artiodactyla, Delphinidae. Gene Ontology annotation, molecular function: calcium ion binding. Gene Ontology annotation, cellular component: cytoplasm. The record is from RefSeq and is a predicted model, not a curated record.